Molecule: messenger RNA, 453 nt
Organism: Pichia membranifaciens NRRL Y-2026
Lineage: Eukaryota; Fungi; Ascomycota; Pichiomycetes; Pichiales; Pichiaceae
Exons: 2
Coding region: 1-453 (150 amino acids)
Biological process (GO): maturation of SSU-rRNA from tricistronic rRNA transcript (SSU-rRNA, 5.8S rRNA, LSU-rRNA); translation
Cellular component (GO): ribosome; cytosolic small ribosomal subunit
Molecular function (GO): structural constituent of ribosome; RNA binding
Source: RefSeq, a predicted model, not a curated record
AUGUCUGCCGUCGACGCCAAGAAGACUGUUAUCCCAUCUGUCCAAACAUUUGGUAAGAAGAAGAACGCAACCGCCGUUGCCCACGUCAAACAAGGCAAAGGUUUGAUCAAGGUCAACGGUUGCCCAAUCACCCUUGUUGAACCAGAAAUCCUCAGACACAAAGUUUACGAGCCAUUGUUAUUGGUCGGCUUGGACAAGUUUGCCGGCUUGGACAUCAGAAUCAAGGUCUCCGGUGGUGGUCACGUCUCCCAGGUCUACGCCAUCAGACAAGCUCUUGCCAAGGGUUUGAUUGCCUACACCGCCAAGUACGUCGACGAGGCCUCCAAGAACGAGUUGAAGAAGGUCUUCGCCGCCUACGACAGAACCUUGUUGAUUGCCGACGCCAGAAGAAUGGAACCAAAGAAGUUCGGUGGUCGUGGUGCAAGAGCCAGAUUCCAAAAAUCCUACCGUUAA